Trichobilharzia szidati is the source of this 2182-nucleotide messenger RNA. NCBI's taxonomy places the organism in Eukaryota, Metazoa, Platyhelminthes, Trematoda, Strigeidida, Schistosomatidae. The record is from the annotation of a GenBank genome assembly.
CUUUCUGGUUAACAAUUUUAAAUAGUCUACUUUUUAACGUUGUACAAUGCAUCACAAUGAGUAUCGACUUUAUGUUGACACAUCAAAAUUCAUUUUUCGGAAAUGUAGUCAAAUGGAAAUAAAAAUAUACCUGAGGUUGACUAAUGAGGAUACUAAAUGUUUCCUCUGCAUUAGUUUUCAAAAUAAAGACAUUCCCAUAAAUAUUCUUGGAGCAUGGAUUCAAGUUGGGGAAGCUGACUGUCCUCAUGAAGCUAAUCCUGGAGACCGAAUAAUCGUCUUGUUGAAGUCAGAAUUCUUAUGCUGGAACAGUAAUUCAUCUGAAAAUAAAUUUCAAUAUAUUGACAUUCCGGAGAACAAUCAAUCUGUAGCAAAAACUGUAGAAUGUAGUAUGCUGAAGACUGGAGUGUUCAGCAGUUCAGUAAUUGGCAAAAUCACCUUCAAAAAGCAUUUCAGCAAUUCAUACCCUCAGAUAAUAUCAGAAGUCACACUAGAUAUGCAUAAAUUCUCUGACUCGCUGUCACGAAAAGAUAAUCUCUGGACUGUAAGGAGCUUGUAUGACCUAGCCUCACUUUAUGGAUACGUAAAAUCUCCUUUCAAAUGGCACUAUUUGGCUGAGUUACUCGGCUUGACUUCGAAAGAAAUUGAAGAAAUCGACCGGUCGCUCUUACAGGACGAAUAUUUCAUCUCUGAUUCUAAUGAAGCUCAAAUGAGUUCUGUAACACCUAGGAGAAUUUUUUGCCUAUUAUUGUCUAACUUUCAAAAACUUGGUGGUAGCCUAUCACAAGUGGCAAAUAUUUUGCAUUCAGAUACACAACGUAAGAAGCAGAUUGCCAAAAAACCUUCACAACAAAGUGAAUGUCUAAGAAUUCUUGAAAGCAGCCCAAACAUUCAUAACUGUCAGAUGCGAGACAGACAAAAGGACAAAAAUCUUUUCUCUAUCCCGGGGCAAAUUUACCCCUUUCAUGACAACGCAAAGGGAACUUGUUAUUCAAAUCAACAGAAGAAGGAUUUAUCCCCUUUCCCAAAUAAUCGUCAUGAUGAUGUUGAGAUUUACAACACACCUGAAGAUGAUCUAUGCACAAACAAAAUGGGAAGGAAUAUGAGUCAACCAAAAAGAAGGAUCUGUAGAAAUGGUAGUCUUGACAGAAUGAUGAACUGUCAAAAAUCAUGGCUGAGGCACGCUAGACGAAGAAAUAGUUUACCUGAAACUAGUAAACCAGAUGACUCUAAUCAUGAUUUUUCUUCACUCACAUUCAAUCUGUCAAAAGAUCUUGAUAACUUUAUUGAAUUCGGAACGCCUAUAAAGCGUGCUUCAUCUUGUCUUAAUUCAGAUAAAGAAUCAUCAGAAUGUACUCCAAAUAAAAGGCAGAGAUUGGGAGACAAUAAUGCCUGUCAACCUGUUGGUGAAAACACUCGCCGACCUAAGAUAAUGACAAAACGUAGAGCUGAGAAAUCAAUUCGUCAACGUAAAGGAAAUCAGACAUUACUGCCCAACUUAUGGCAACCACCGGCUAUCUUUCCAAAUAAAACAACAGAGCAAAUCUUAAAUGUUGUACAUGCCAAAAUCGAAGAAAAUAGGCGUGAAACUGAAGCAAUUCAAAGAAAUGUGAAAUCAUUCCUAGAGAAAUUACAAUCCCCAGUGCAAAAGAUGCCAGAUUUUGUCGAAUCUAAACAUGAUGUCAGGGAAAAUAAUUCAAUGUUUCUAUUUUCAGACAAAACUCUUGAAGAUGAUAAUAUAUGGAAUAUUGUCCAUUUAUGUAACAGCUCUAUAGGACCUAACUGGAAAACUUGGCUUAAAAUCUGCUUUCCAACAUACAGCGAAUCUAAUCUAUCCGACAAUACUUUUUCGAAGAUUUUGAGUUUUAGUGAAAUCGAUGAUCGACUAACAUCUUAUCUUAUUUUAUCAAAUUGGAUAGAAACAAACUCGAAUCCAGCUACAGAUACGAAGCCAACUCUUUUAAAUUUAUUUCAGAGGCUGACAUCUUCGGGUUACAGCGAAUUUGUAGAGUUAUGUAAAAAGAAACUUUUCCGCAUAUUUCCACAUAAAAGAAGUUUUAUUUAUUAAUUUUUUUCAAUCUAAUUUUAAAUUAACAUUUUCUGUGAUAUUCUGCAUUUAUAAUAAGAUGAAGCAUAAUUUUAUUUACCUGAUGGAAGUUAUACUACUUUAUAAUAGUUUGUGGAA